ACAGCCACAGGGAUUGUCGCUGCCAGUGGGAUGCCGGACACAAUUAAUAACGUUAGAGAAAGACCGAAGCUACAUUCAUUUUUUGCUUUAUCAAAUAUAUUUUCGCUAUUAAUCAAGACAGGGGUCGUCACAAGCGGAAUAAGUUAGCUAACGUUAAAAUAUAGCUUAACUUUAAUUUAUUAACAGUUGCGUUCUCACCCACAAAGAAAAAUGUCGGAGGAGAACAUUAGCUUGUUUCAGUUGUUGGAUUUAGCCAUCGGGACACCCCAGAGAGGAGCUGUCAACUUCAGCGCCCUACACGCCCUGCUCCACGCUGUGCUCAGGCAGCUGGAUAUCCCGGAGAUGAAAACCCCGUUUAGGGACACUCCUACCGGCGACAUACACCCUGAAGCUCUGGUGGGUGACCACCAGAGCAUCACCACUCCCCAACUGGACCACGAGACAGAGGAGGACCAGCACCAGGUGCACAGGGACAUUUCCACGGUGGAGCACGAGGUUCAGCCAGACAUCGAUUUGCAGGAGCGGGCAGCCUCCUCCUCAUCUCCGACCCCCUCCUCCGGUCCCGCGGCAACCGACCAGUGGAGGCUGCAGUCCCGCAUCCAGACCUGCGAGGACGGCGUCGCCAAGGCCAUGAAGCUAAUUCAGGAGGUCCAAAGCCAAAAUCUGAAGAAUCUGAAGAAAGAGACACAGAAAAAAAUUAAAAAAGAGACAGAGGAAGGGAUGAAGGAAGAGACAGAGGAAGAGACGGAGGACGAGACGGAGGAAGAGAUGACGGAAGAGAUGAAGAAAGAGACAAAGGAGCUCCGCCACCAACAGAAGAUGGCCACGGAGCGUCCUUCAGUCCCGUCAGGGCCACCACAGCAUCCUGCAGCAGGCCCGACAGCUGCCGGCGCGCCCCUGGCUCAGGAGGCCAAUGGCUCGGAGACGGCGGAGGCCCUGAAGAACAUUGGCAAACUGACGGAGGGGUUUGGCAAGCUGGAAGCUCGUGUCGCUUCACUGGAAGAAGAUAAGGUGGACCAGUCACAGCUGAUGCACCUUAAAAAGCUCAUCACUAACCACGAUUCCAAGGAUGCAUUGAAUAACCUGAUGGAUCAGCUGAACCAGCAGCAAGCUCUAAUAGACAGCCUGAUAAGGGACCGGGAUAAGCUGGACACGUUUACGAAAGUGACUGGCUACGACAGAGAAACCACCUCAGAGGCAGCUUCAGGGAGCGAGGAGUCAGACAGCAAAGACUCUGAUGAGCUCAGACAUCAAAUAUUCUGCCUCAGGAAGUCUGUGCUGAAGCUGGAGGACGACAUAAAGCAGCUGAAGGCUAGACAGGCUUCAUCUAUGGAGAGAGCAAAAGACCGACACCUACAAGAUCAGCUGGAUGACCUGCGAAGCAUGUUGGAGGACAUGAUGCAGUCCUUGACCUGUCAGCUGUCCGAUGCUGGGCUGGAUGAGAGCAGUGAUAGCCAGGGCAUCGGUCAGAGUAAAGAUCAGAGAUCAGAGUUUACCACCAGCACAAUGAACACUGGCAGGAAGCUCAGCCUUCUGUUCCAGCACUAUGAGCAGCUGCAGGACACAGUGAGCAGCCUUCUCCAACAGCAGACUGGAGGCAGAGCAGGGCCACUGAAGGACAUAGAGGACAUGGAGCUGGUGAACGAUGUGCAAAAGGCGAUCCUGCACCUUCAGGCAGAGUGUCAAAAUCUGCAUGAAACCACCAGAUGUCUGCACGAGGACAACAGACAGAAACAAAGCCACAUAGAGGAGCUGUACAAGACGACAGAGGAGCUGGGGGAGAAGAAGGCCGACAAGGAGAUGGUUGAGAGUGAAAUCAAAGCAGAUAAAUUUGCUCUGGAGAGCAAAGUGAGCCGUCUGCAGUUUGACUCUGUGACAGAGCAGCUCAACGCCAUGUUCCACGAGCUGCUGAACAAGGUGACCGGUCACGAGCAGGACUGGCACAAAGUCAUCGACAAACUCUCUACCGAGAUGGAAUGUAAGUUGAACAGGAUGGAGUUGGACUCUGUGAAGAAGCAGCUGGAAAAUCGCUGGAAGAACAUCCAUGAGAAGCUGCAGGCUCAGGGGGCUCCAGAGCACGAGGAUGCUGCUGGUAUCAGAAAACAACUCGUGGACAGAUUUCACUGCCUCUCCUGUGACCGACCUGUUGUCAUGCACACCCCCGGACAGCAUCUGGCGAAGCAGCAGUCCACUCCUGGAUUCCCCUCACACAAGUCCAUCAGGCCGUUUACUGUUUACGCUCUGGAGCAGUUUCGACAGCACUACAGGAGUCUGAAACCAGGGUCCAACCGCUACAACUUUGUGGUAGCUGGCUGGAGAAGGGAGCAGCUCCAGAACAGCCAUGCUGUGAUGUGCCAGCAGAUAGAGAGCAUGCAGAGGAAACACGGUGACAGUACCGCCAGCCUAGGCACCGCUGGCGACAGCCUGAUCCAAAACCAGCCGGGAGUCCUGAACGAGCGGAUCUCUGAAAUGACGGACUACAGUCACCUGGCCGCGUCGCGGAGCUGCGGGGGGAGUCACACAGUUACCUUGGCAGGCCAGCGGCGCCCCGUCCUGCAGUACAUGAAGCACAACCCCCAGACAGAGGUGGACGCUGUGAUUCCGUCGGAGGAGGUUGAUAUCAUCGGACUGGACGGGCAUAUUUACAAAGGUCGCCUGAACGCAUCUACCAUCAGAAAUACAGAAACUAAACUACCUACAAUCUCUACCAAAGACGGCAUGUGCAAAACCAAAGACAAGGCCAAGUGCUCCCCGUCCCACAAACCGGCUUCUUCUCCGGAGCUGGGACACGGCCCUCUGGUUUAUCCGCCCCACAGUGCCAAGAGUGCCCAGUGCAGCCGCUCAACCUCCAGCAGCUCCGGGCGGGACUGGCCCGUGUCGGCUCUGGGCUGCACGUCUCAGCUCGGCUACGUCUCUCCGGUUUCAGCUGCAGCAGAGAGCCUGAACGCAGAGCCUACUGCUGAGCUGCUCAACCUGUAAGGGCCAUCACUUAGCACUCUACUGGCUUUCAUAUGUAAUUAACUUGUAACCUGCUUUGAUCUAUUUUUUAGUGUACUUUUAUUGAUUUGUUGC
Molecule: messenger RNA, 3072 nt
Organism: Perca flavescens (yellow perch)
Lineage: Eukaryota; Metazoa; Chordata; Actinopteri; Perciformes; Percidae
Product: glutamine-rich protein 2
Exons: 18
Coding region: 211-2979 (922 amino acids)
Source: RefSeq, a predicted model, not a curated record